Molecule: messenger RNA, 1149 nt
Organism: Eptesicus fuscus (big brown bat)
Lineage: Eukaryota; Metazoa; Chordata; Mammalia; Chiroptera; Vespertilionidae
Gene: BARHL2
Product: BarH like homeobox 2
Exons: 3
Coding region: 1-1149 (382 amino acids)
Biological process (GO): regulation of transcription by RNA polymerase II
Cellular component (GO): nucleus
Molecular function (GO): DNA-binding transcription factor activity, RNA polymerase II-specific; RNA polymerase II transcription regulatory region sequence-specific DNA binding
Source: RefSeq, a predicted model, not a curated record
AUGACAACAAUGGAAGGGGCCAGCGGGUCGAGUUUUGGGAUAGACACGAUUCUGUCCAGUGCCAGUUCGGGCAGCCCCGGCAUGAUGAAUGGAGAUUUCCGCCCGCUCGGCGAGGCGAGGACCGCGGAUUUUAGGAGUCAGGCCACCCCGUCCCCCUGUUCCGAGAUCGACACCGUAGGAACGGCGCCUUCCUCUCCCAUCUCGGUCACCAUGGAGCCCCCGGAGCCGCAUCUGGUGGCGGACGGGCCCCCGCACCACCACCACCUGCACCACAGCCAGCCGCCGCCGCCGCCGCCCGCCGCGGCCCCCGCGCAAAGUUUGCAGCCUUCGCCGCCGCAGCCGCCGCCGCCGCCGCCCGCGCAGCAGCUGGGCUCGGCCGCCUCAGCCCCGCGGACUUCCACCUCUUCCUUUUUAAUCAAGGACAUCCUGGGCGACAGCAAACCUCUGGCGGCGUGCGCGCCCUACAGCACCAGCGUCUCCUCUCCCCACCACACCCCGAAGCAGGAGGGCGCCGCCGCGCACGAGAGCUUCCGGCCAAAGCUGGAGCAGGAGGACAGCAAAGCCAAACUGGACAAGCGGGAGGAUUCCCAGGGCGACGUCAAAUGCCACGGAACAAAGGAGGAAGGAGACCGGGAGAUUACGAGUAGCCGAGAGAGUCCCCCUGUGAGAGCCAAAAAGCCUCGCAAAGCCAGGACGGCUUUUUCUGACCACCAGCUCAAUCAACUGGAGCGUAGCUUUGAGCGGCAGAAGUACCUGAGCGUGCAGGACCGCAUGGACCUGGCAGCUUCGCUCAACCUCACUGACACCCAGGUCAAGACCUGGUACCAGAACCGCAGGACCAAGUGGAAGCGGCAGACGGCGGUGGGCCUGGAGCUGCUGGCCGAGGCGGGGAACUACUCGGCCCUGCAGCGGAUGUUCCCGUCGCCCUACUUCUACCACCCGAGCCUGCUGGGCAGCAUGGACAGCACCACCGCCGCCGCGGCCGCCGCCGCCAUGUACAGCAGCAUGUACCGGACUCCCCCCGCACCCCACCCGCAGCUGCAGCGGCCCCUGGUGCCCCGCGUGCUCAUCCACGGCCUGGGGCCCGGGGGCCAGCCGGCUCUCAACCCUUUGUCCAACCCCAUGCCAGGCACCCCGCACCCCCGGUGA